Exophiala oligosperma is the source of this 513-nucleotide messenger RNA. RefSeq lists its product as uncharacterized. Gene Ontology annotation, cellular component: intracellular anatomical structure. NCBI's taxonomy places the organism in Eukaryota, Fungi, Ascomycota, Eurotiomycetes, Chaetothyriales, Herpotrichiellaceae. The coding region runs from base 1 to 513 and encodes 170 amino acids. The record is from RefSeq and is a predicted model, not a curated record. Gene Ontology annotation, molecular function: RNA binding. The transcript is spliced from 2 exons.
AUGGACUCUAUCGCGCGCAACCAGCUCACUGUGGUCGACAUUCGGCGUCUUGAGGAUGGCCCUCAGAAACCACUCGCCAAUGCCCCCUGGCCUCCUAAUCACCAGGAUAUCCUCAACGCCCGUUGCAGAUUGCCGGUCUACGGCAGUUAUGAUCAGAUCCUAGACACUUAUCACCAAUCACAGGUGAUGAUUAGAUCGGGCGACACUGGAUCGGGCAAGUCGACGCAGGUACCACAGCUGCUCGUCCACGACGAGUGGGCUAGCGGUCUUAAAGUCGCCGGUACACAGCCACGCCGGCUGGCAGCUAAGGAGCUGAGGUGUAGUAGUCUUGGGCGAAACGAAGAGAUGGGCGUGCGUGAUACCUGUCGUACCUUCACCCAGAUUCUCGGGGAAGGAGGGAGACCGGACAAAGGCAGAUUGACCAUCUCAACGCCGCGAGUUCUUUUCAUCAUUGUGGUUGACGGCAGAUAUGACAGGACCACCGACGGAUCUUCCAAGCGAGAGAGCCAAUAG